AUUUUAUAUCUUUACUUUUUAAUUAUAAGCAGUCUCUACCAGAUAGGUUUCCACAAUGACGACAGUUCGCCCUUUUACAUGUGAUGAUUUAUUUCGCUUUAAUAAUGUAAACUUGGAUCCUCUGACAGAAACAUAUGGAAUACCAUUCUACUUGCAGUAUUUGGCCCAUUGGCCAGAGUACUUCAAAGUCUGUGAGGCUCCUUGUGGUAAAAUCAUGGGGUACAUAAUGGGUAAAGCAGAAGGCUCUGUAUCCCAGGAAACUUGGCAUGGUCACGUGACGGCCUUGACAGUGGCUCCUGAGUACCGUCGUUUAGGCUUGGCAGCAACAUUAAUGAAUAUUUUAGAAGAGGUGUCAGAACAGAAAAAAGCAUUUUUUGUUGACCUAUUCGUUCGAGUCUCCAACAAAGUGGCAACAUCAAUGUAUGAACGUCUAGGGUAUGUAAUCUAUCGACGAGUACUUGAGUAUUACUCAGGCGAUCCGGAUGAAGAUGCUUUUGAUAUGCGGAAAGCAUGUUCAAGAGAUAAGGAAAAGAAGUCGAUGCAGCCCAUUAAGGAUCCUGUAAGGCCUGAAGAUGUAGAAUGACAUUAGGCCCACCUGCAUUCACUAGAUCCAACUGGAUGCGGCACUUACAAACACUCAAUUAUGGAAUGUCCAUUUCAACACUGAUAUGGAAUUAUUUUAAACCUUCAUAAUAAAAGAUAUUUGUAUUUUAUUACCAGUGUGUCAAUGGCCGAAAGGUCCACUGAUUAAUCUCAGAUAAGAAAGUAUAAUACAUACUCCAAGUAUUAAAAUACACGCCAAGUAUUGAAAUACAAUUCAAUAGAAUAUCUAGGAAUGCUGACACGGGUGGCCUUUUAGAGGGGGUGGGGGUGCGGGUGCAAAUGAGAGGCUCAGUGAGGGGAUCCUAGCAAAAUAGUGUGAUUUUAUAAAGUUAUUUUGGACUAAUUUAGUUUUUGCUUUAAAGCAAAUUGAAAUUCCCAGUAUUGCAGUUGAAUUGUGAAUCUAUUUUUGGGGGAUCGUGCACCCGUCCGUAGUCACACCACUGCUGUGUGUGCUAUUUUCACUAAUUCAGGAAUGAUGGCUGUACACAGACAUGCUAAGUCUUAUCUGAUGCGGCUUGGCUUUGGAGGCAGUUUCAAUGAGAGGAUCCUUUUUUGUUCUGCCUUCAUCUGAAUCUUUAACUUCUUUGCUAGACAACAGGUGCUAAUUUGUUUAUAUGAGAAUUGGUCCGAGAUACCACCCAGUACUUUUAAUUAUUAUACUGUAUAUAGGCUUAUUCAUUGUGUUUGUUGGAAAUUCUAGUUUGUACUCUCAUGUCUGGACCUGGGUUGCCAAAUAGGCAGCAGGCUUCACGGCCAAACUUAGGCAAAAUUCUAAUUGUAUUGCCAGAUAAUAUUUGACUUAAAACAAGUCAAUAUCACACUGACGUAAUUCAGUGCGCAAUUUUCAACAACUGCUUUUAAAACAGAUUAAAUGAGUAAUCUUGACGCUGUGGAUAUUUACUUAUUGUUAUUGGCAAUAAAUUUUCACAAAUUCGGCCAUGGCAUUUUAUUUUAUUUUAUAUUUUUAUUUUUUUAUAUUUUAUGAUAAGUCCUCUAUGCACUUCACAUUAUCAUUACCCUAGUGAUGGGAUUAAACGCCUACAGAGUAUUCUAUAACUUUGCUGUAGAUAAUCAGCACAUUUUAACCCUAAAAGGUACCCGCUUGUACUCCUGGGUGGAGAGAAGAAAUACAAAUAAAAUGCCUUGCUCAAGACCAAGACGUUGAGGUUGGGAAACCAAACCGUUCCACGGUCUAGACAUAUUCAUGGCCCAUGUUUCUAAAUUUAAUAGUUAAUAUUGUAAUAAUCAUUCAAAAAUAAA
Messenger RNA from Anneissia japonica, 1863 nucleotides. Its product is annotated as N-alpha-acetyltransferase 20-like. The record is from RefSeq and is a predicted model, not a curated record. Lineage: Eukaryota; Metazoa; Echinodermata; Crinoidea; Comatulida; Comatulidae. The transcript has 6 exons. Gene Ontology annotation, molecular function: protein-N-terminal amino-acid acetyltransferase activity. Gene Ontology annotation, biological process: N-terminal peptidyl-methionine acetylation. Gene Ontology annotation, cellular component: NatB complex. Bases 56 to 583 code for a protein of 175 amino acids.